Molecule: messenger RNA, 1266 nt
Organism: Aspergillus chevalieri
Lineage: Eukaryota; Fungi; Ascomycota; Eurotiomycetes; Eurotiales; Aspergillaceae
Exons: 1
Coding region: 1-1266 (421 amino acids)
Biological process (GO): DNA-templated transcription
Molecular function (GO): zinc ion binding; DNA binding
Source: RefSeq, a predicted model, not a curated record
AUGAAUAUCCUUGGCACUGUAAAUCUGGAUGAAGUCGCAGGCCGGCUUCUGUUAUCACAUCCUACCAGGAAACAAUCUCCAUCUGUCUCCCUUCAUGCUCUCCAGGUCCUGUCUGUAGUACUGAUCACAACUGUUAGCCAGGAGAUGACACAGGCUGUCACCAAUUGGGCUGCUCAGUGGAUUGAGAUUGCUGUCAGCGCUAUGCGUCGUCUGGAGAUAUUGACCGAUGAGCCAUGGAAGUCGCCUAAUGGCUCAUCGCCGGCAGACGACGAAGCCUGGGUUCGAGGAGAAGAGAGUAAAAGAUUCGUCUACACCAUGCUUCGCGUCGACGCCUAUCUUAGUCUCAUUACCGGCCGACCCCCAUCCCUUCGAGUUCAAGAGUUGGAGCUUCCGCUACCCGUCACAGAGAAUGUCUGGACAGCACCGACAAUCGAAGCCAGGCGACAGCUGUACUGGUUCGAGCCCGCUGGACGGACUUGGACCACACUGAGCGCCAUCGUUCGGGAUGGUCUUAUCCUGUCUCGAAAUAGGGUUGCUAGAACGGCCGGUGUGCCCCCUUUGCUAUCCACAGAUAGUCAUUUGGUUCUCUGCGCCCUCCAAGGAGAAAUUUGGGCGGUGGCACAAGAGACGUACGGCCUCAACCAUGGAACACUAGAUUCCAGACCGUCAUGGCAAGCACCCGAGUCUGUACAUUUCUGGCAUGAUUGUCUUGUAGAUUGGAAGACCUUUUAUGAUGGACUUGAACCGUCGAAGGCGCAAAUCGAUGACCCCGCAUGGAAUAGUCUCAAUCAAACUCAGUACCGCCUCUGCCAACUAACCCUCCACGCUCCUCUGCAGCUGCUCGAGUCACGACAAUGCUGCACGCGGUGUCGUGCUCCCGAAAUAACAACUAUGCUGCGCAGCUGGGCGUCUUCGUUGGAGAGCCGACGGGCGGUAUAUCAUGCCUCCCAGCUGCUGUGUCUCCAGGAUGGUUUUGCCAAUCCGCUACAGGCCCCAGCGCUCCUUGCCAGCUCUGUGGUAUUAUGUAAUUUUGCUGGGGAAAACAAUUCGUAUCCAGAUGGGAAUUCUAUCGAGCUGUGUCAGGAGGAAGUUAGUGGCUUAUAUGGUAUUGAAAAAUGGAUUCAACAUGGAGGGUCUUCCAUGGUCUCUGGACGAACACUCUGCCGGUCAAACUUACCAGAACUGUUCGCAUGGUGCCAGGAACGAUUGGCAAUGUUUCCGCAAAGCCUGGCAAGGAUGAAGACGUUAACGACGCUGUUAUCAUAG